AUGAAAGUCACUAUUAUAUUAUUAGUUGUCUUAGCUCUUGCUAAUGCUGGUAUGGUAUAAAAGUUUCCAAUCGCAUAUGGAGGAAAAAGAAGCAUAAUGAAUGUCAUGGUUGAAGUUGAAAAUAAGAUUAAAGCCCAUUCCCCACUUGAUACAAUCAAGGGAGUUCUUGAUAACUUUAAAUCAGCUGUUGCCUCAGAAUAAGGAACACAUGAUGAAGUCUAUGGAGCUUAAAAAGCUGAAUGUGAAAGCGAAUUAGCUUAUAGAAGAGCUGAAGUUGAUGAUGCUACAGGAACACUCAAAAUUGCAAAUGGAAUUCUUAAGAGUUCUAAUAUCUUAUUAAAGAAAACUUAAGCUACACAAGGAGAGACCGAAAAUAUUCUAAAUUCUGUUUCCCUACAUAUUGAACUAAUUAGUGAUGUUAGAAAAGAGGAUACAUAAUCAUACAACAGAGGAGCAGUUACUUUUAAUGAUGCUAUAAAUGCUAUUGAUGAUGCAAUUGACCUUGGUGUUGCUUUAGUCAAAGGUGAAGCUAGCUUAAUCUAAGUUGCCGAUAUGACAACAAAGUUAAUGUUAGCAUCAGUUGCCACAAAGAUGAAUAAAGCUUUUAUGGCUCCAUUAGCUGCUUUGGCUCAAAUUACAUAAGAAGAUGAUGCUGCAGGUGCUGCUGAAAGACUUGUUUAAUUAUUAUAAACAUUAAGAAGCAAUGUAGAAGAAGCAUGGGCAUCAUACACAGCUGAAAAUACCAAUGCUUUGGCUCUUUUCACUUAACAAAAAGAUUUAUAUCUUGCUACAUAAGGAAGACUUGAAUCCUCAAAAUAAUAGUUGGCUAGCAAAGCUGAAAACUUACAAGGAGUUAUCUCAGUCUAAUCAGCAGUUGCCUAAGCUGCCACAAACAAGAAGCAAAGAAACCAAACCUUAUGGGACGAUGUUGCUGAUUUGUGUCAUAGCUUUGAUGUUGAAUAUGAAGCUGUUACAGCAGGAAGAAGAUAAGAAUUAAUUUUGGUUCAAGAAUUAGAAAGAGCUGUCUAGAGAAGAGCUGAUGAAUAAUAAUGA
Paramecium sonneborni is the source of this 1053-nucleotide messenger RNA. Lineage: Eukaryota; Ciliophora; Oligohymenophorea; Peniculida; Parameciidae. The record is from the annotation of a GenBank genome assembly.